AUGCGUAUGAGCGAAUCUCCCUAUAUGAAGCGAUGGUGGACGAAUUGCGACGUAUCAGAUGCCGUGCUUCGCACAGUCACUUGGAUCAACGAAGCGACUAGCUUAUCUUUGGGUGGAAACGCCCGCCCACCCUUCAGAACCCAUUUCGUCGGACCCUUCGACACCGUCCAGCUCGUCUGGAACAAAGUAAAGGACGUCGCAGCAUUAUACACUGCAGCUAUGGCUUGUACGCACGCUCAACGUUCACCAUUUCCGACACGAGAUGAUCUUGCACUGGCUUUCGCAAACUAUGGUGAUGCUGCUUACAGCGACCCGGAACUACUGCCAGCAUCAGUGCGACAUAUCCUCUCGGGCAACUCUCUCGUGCAGUUUCCGUGCAGCAUAGGUACCCUGGAUGAGUUCGACGAAGAAUGCCAGUACGUCUCCACGUUGCUACAAGAUAGACACAAAGAGGAUUGGGAAGCGUACCGGAACAGCAUACUGGAAGGAAUCAUUGAGGAAGAAGGAGUGGACUUCAAGACCGUACAGUCUCGGUACGCAGACCAUCGACCCCGCGCCAUGUGA
This is a messenger RNA of Alternaria infectoria, 564 nucleotides long. RefSeq lists its product as uncharacterized. The record is from RefSeq and is a predicted model, not a curated record. NCBI's taxonomy places the organism in Eukaryota, Fungi, Ascomycota, Dothideomycetes, Pleosporales, Pleosporaceae. The coding region runs from base 1 to 564 and encodes 187 amino acids. The transcript has 2 exons.